Tachyglossus aculeatus (Australian echidna) is the source of this 1082-nucleotide messenger RNA. It is a transcript of the gene POU3F4, whose product is annotated as POU class 3 homeobox 4. Gene Ontology annotation, biological process: regulation of transcription by RNA polymerase II; brain development. Gene Ontology annotation, molecular function: DNA-binding transcription factor activity, RNA polymerase II-specific; RNA polymerase II cis-regulatory region sequence-specific DNA binding. The record is from RefSeq and is a predicted model, not a curated record. Gene Ontology annotation, cellular component: nucleus. NCBI's taxonomy places the organism in Eukaryota, Metazoa, Chordata, Mammalia, Monotremata, Tachyglossidae.
CGCUGCCAUGGCCACGGCCGCCUCCAACCCCUACAGCCUGCUGAGCCCCGGGGCCCUGGCGCACGCCGACGCGGCGGGCAUGCAGCAGGCGGGGGGGCCUUUCCGCGGGCCCCCGAAGCUGCUGCUGCAGCAGGGCGACUACCUGCAGGGCGUGCCAGGCGCGGGGCACGGGCUGGGCCACCCCUGGGGGACGGGCCUGGGGGACGGCGGGCCCUGGGCCCCGGGGGGCGCGCUGGACCCCGCGCCGCACCCCGACGUGAAGCCGGGCCGCGAGGACCUGCAGCUGGGCCCCCUCCUGCCGCCGCAGCGGUCGCCGCACGUGUCGCAGCCGUCCCCGCACCCCGCGGGGGGCCACCCGUGGGCAGCCGGGCCUGCGGGGGGCGGCGGGUACCCGGCGGCGCCCGGCUUCUCGGUGGGAGGCCUGCUGGACCCCGGAGGGCCCAGCCCCCCGCAGCCGCCCCUGCCGGGGGACCCCCUGGGCCCCCGCGGCUGCGGGGCCGGGGACCCGCCCUCGGACGAGGAGACCCCCACGUCGGACGAGCUGGAGCAGUUCGCCAAGCAGUUCAAGCAGCGCCGCAUCAAGCUGGGCUUCACCCAGGCCGACGUGGGGCUGGCCCUGGGCACCCUGUACGGCAACGUCUUCUCGCAGACCACCAUCUGCCGCUUCGAGGCCCUGCAGCUCAGCUUCAAGAACAUGUGCAAGUUGAAGCCCCUGCUCAACAAGUGGCUGGAGGAGGCCGACUCGUCCUCCGGGGGCCCCACCAGCCUCGACAAGAUCGCGGCCCAGGGCCGCAAGCGCAAGAAGCGCACCUCCAUCGAGGUGAGUGUCAAGGGGGUCCUGGAGACCCACUUCCUCAAAUGUCCCAAGCCCGCCGCGCAGGAGAUCACCAACUUGGCCGACAGCCUGCAGCUGGAGAAGGAGGUGGUCAGAGUCUGGUUUUGCAACCGGCGGCAGAAAGAGAAGCGCAUGACCCCCCCGGGCGACCCCCAGCCGCACGACGGCUUCGCCCACUCCCACGCUGGGAAGGCCGACUCGGCCUGUCACGACCUCUGAGGACCUCUCCCCUCCUCCCCGCCCUGCC